This is a messenger RNA of Rhodotorula toruloides NP11, 285 nucleotides long. Its product is annotated as U6 snRNA-associated Sm-like protein LSm2. Gene Ontology annotation, cellular component: U6 snRNP; precatalytic spliceosome; catalytic step 2 spliceosome. The transcript has 5 exons. Gene Ontology annotation, biological process: mRNA splicing, via spliceosome. Bases 1 to 285 code for a protein of 94 amino acids. NCBI's taxonomy places the organism in Eukaryota, Fungi, Basidiomycota, Microbotryomycetes, Sporidiobolales, Sporidiobolaceae. Gene Ontology annotation, molecular function: RNA binding. The record is from RefSeq and is a predicted model, not a curated record.
AUGCUCAUCUUCUCGGUUCUCAAGACGCUGCAAGACCAGGAGCUCACUGUCGAGCUCAAGAACGACAUGGCGAUCCGCGGGCAGCUCAAGUCGGUCGACCAAUUCCUCAACAUCAAGCUUGACAACAUCCGCGUCUUGGACGAAGAGCGGUAUCCUCACAUGAUCGCCGUCCGCAACUGCUUCAUUCGCGGCAGCACAGUGCGAUACGUGCAACUCCCGCGCGCAGCAGUCGACACGCAACUACUGGAGGAUGCGACUCGGCGAGAGGCGGGCAAGCAGCGAUAG